AUGUACAAUCUUGCGCGACUGGCCUCCAGCGCCGCCGCUGGUAAUGAGCCUCCGGUCCUCGCCUCUGUGGCCUCGGGCGUGGCCAAGGUUGUCCUCAACCGCGAGUCCAAACUCAACGCCCUCAACUACCCCAUGAUCGAGCUGAUGACGCCGCUGUACGAGGAGCUUGAUGCCGACAACAAUGUCCAUGCUAUUGUUCUCCGUGGUGCCGGCGAGAAGGCGUUCUGCGCAGGCGGCGAUGUUGUGUCCAUCGUCAACUCGAUCAAGGAGAAUGGCGACCUGCACCGGUACUUUUUCCGCGAUGAGUACGCCCUCGACUACGCCAUUGCCAGCCUCAAGACCCCACAUGUGGCGCUGUACAACGGCAUUGCCAUGGGCGGCGGCAUCGGCCUCUCGGUCCAUGGUACCUUCCGCGUCGCCACAGACAGCGCACUCUUUGCCAUGCCCGAGACCGCCAUCGGUCUCUUCCCAGACGUCGGCGGGACCCACUUCCUCCCCCGCCUCCCGCACGGCCUCGGUAUGUACCUCGCCCUCACUGGCGCCCGCGUCAAGGGUGCCGAUCUUGUCUACUACGGUAUCGCCACUCAUCACCUCGACGCGCCCGAGGAUGAGCUGUACUCGGCCCUAGCCGCGGCCUCGUCGCCCGACGCUGUCGCCGCCGCCCUCGACGACGUCUGCUCGCUCUCGCGUGACGCCCUCGACGACGGUGCUCGCGUCGCCGCCAUCGAGGCCUCGCUCGGCGGCGUGCCGGUCUCGGUCGUCGACUCGGUCUUUGGCCAGGCCGCCUCUUACCCUGAGGUUGUCGACUCGCUCGCCGCCCUCGAGUCCGGUGCCGACGAGCCGGCUGUCGCCAAGUGGGCGGCCAAAACCUCCGCCAUCCUCGCUGCCAUGUCGCCGACCUCGCUCCUUGUCACCUUUGAGCAGAUCAAGCGCGGCGGCUCGCUCACCCUCGCCGAGUCAUUUGCCCUCGAGGCCCGCCUCGUCUGGCGCGUCGCCAACGGGCACGACUUUGCCGCCGGCGUCGACGCUCUCCUCAUCAACAAGACCAAGAUCGCCCCGCAGGACCUCUGGUCGCCCAACACCGUCGACGCCGUCACCCGCGACGCCGUCCUCGCCCACUUUGCGCCCUUUGACGAUCCGGCUGAUGAGCUCAUCCUCGACCCGUCUGUCAACCCGGCGACGAUCUAACUCCAACC
Messenger RNA from Thecamonas trahens ATCC 50062, 1196 nucleotides. RefSeq lists its product as uncharacterized. The transcript has 2 exons. The record is from RefSeq and is a predicted model, not a curated record. Gene Ontology annotation, biological process: L-valine catabolic process. NCBI's taxonomy places the organism in Eukaryota, Apusomonadida, Apusomonadidae. The coding region runs from base 1 to 1188 and encodes 395 amino acids. Gene Ontology annotation, molecular function: 3-hydroxyisobutyryl-CoA hydrolase activity.